This is a messenger RNA of Phymastichus coffea, 9194 nucleotides long. RefSeq names its product zinc finger protein 1 (gene zfh1). The transcript is spliced from 9 exons. Gene Ontology annotation, biological process: anatomical structure development; regulation of transcription by RNA polymerase II. Bases 1268 to 3781 code for a protein of 837 amino acids. The record is from RefSeq and is a predicted model, not a curated record. Lineage: Eukaryota; Metazoa; Arthropoda; Insecta; Hymenoptera; Eulophidae. Gene Ontology annotation, molecular function: RNA polymerase II cis-regulatory region sequence-specific DNA binding; DNA-binding transcription factor activity, RNA polymerase II-specific.
GCGAGGUGCAGAGACGAGAGCGAGCUUUCGCGCGGUCGCGUGUGUGUGUGCGUGUGAGUGCGCCGCUUCGUGUAUACAUUCCGCCGCUACUUCAGAGCAGCCCUGCCAUGCCCUAACCUGGCACGCGCCCGACAACCUCUCUCUUUCUCUCUUUCUCUCUCCUCUCUUUCUCACUCUCUCUCUCUCUCUCUCUCUCUCUCUCUCUCUAUUCCUCUCUCUUCCUCUCUCUUCCUCUCGAUCUCUCUCCAGCUUCUCACCUGGCCGUGCCCGUCUCCGCCUUCCUUCCUACGUCCGUCCUCGCCCCCUUCUUUCUCAUGAGCUCUCGCUGCGAAGUCAUCCGGUGACGCUCGCGGUUCAACCCUUGAGUGCAGAUUGAUAUUGAAACCUCGCUGUGGUCACCUGUGCACUUAUCGCGUGUGGUACGCAGCCGCGACUGGAGCAGGAAGAGACCAUUCCGUGAUCCGAAACUCGGCUCCUCGCGCUGCCUACUUGUGCCUGCCAGGGAGCGAGGCGGCCUCGACGACCACGAUAAUUGUGCACCGGAGAACACGCCUCGCAGCCGAGAGCAGCUGCUGAACGCGCGGAGGAGAGAGACGGACAGGCUGCAAUUAGCGCGGGUUCAUUGUCACCCGAGAAGACGCGGAGAAGACGCGGAGAAGACGAGAGCGCACCUCCACCGGUUCUUUGUGCCGAGGCUCUGUUUCUCGCUGCGGAAACGGCUACAUGUGCGAGGAGCGUGCGCCUACUGUACGCGAACAUAUUCGUCGGCGGGUCGUUGCUCAAUAGCCGCUGCUGAUGAGAAGCUCCCGAGUGGCCGAUGCAGUUGCACAAGACUGCGCCAUGAGAGUCGCGCUCGUCGGCAUUGGUCGCCACAGUGCAGCACCAGCUGAAGCCCGCGUCGGCGCCAGCAUGCAGCAGCAGACUUGGCAAUCCUGAGACACGAGGUCGCCACCCUGCCUUCCACCUUUUACUUUUCCGUUAUCCCUCCCCCUCCUCCCGACGAGCUCUCUUCGUCGACUAGACCUUGCUCGUUUCUUCCUCCGCCUUACCCGCAGCCUUGUGCUGCCGCCGCUCCCGUUAGCUUUCGUUGCUGUUGCUUCUCGGACACUCGACAAUCCUGUUACCGAUGCACCCCCGCGCAACGGAAGAAGCUGUGUCACUGCGAUACUGACGACUAUUUGCAGACGAGCAUUGCUUCAAAAGCCGCACGGAAUUCCAAGAGGAAGCCGGGGGAGCUUUCGUCGAGCAACCGUGAUUACACGUUAAUAUGAGCAUGACCCUCGUACGGAAUACGUUUAAAGGGUGCAACGAGGACGAGGCAGGUGCCGACGCGGAAGUGGGCGGCUGCGCGGACAGCGUGGCGAAUGGCGGCACUGUCGGCGAGGGCGGCGCGGAAGGUGGCUCCGAGUGCACCGCCAACGCGGCUGCGACCACCACCACCACCACCACCACCGCCACCACCACCACUACCAACAACGGCGCCGCCAGCAAGCAGCAGGCAGCCAGCAGCCAAGAGCGCUGUCCACAGUGUGGCAUCGUCUGCCGAAACUCGCGCAUACUGCAUCUGCACGUUGAGGACCAGCACAAGGCCCCCUUUCCCCAGGACAAGCAGGACUUGCAAUUUCCGCAAGUUUCGUGCAAGGUAUGCAGCAAAACUUUUGCGAACGUGUACCGACUGCAGAGGCACAUGAUCAGCCACGAGGAGAGCGCGGUUCUCCGCAAAUUCAAGUGCCCUCACUGCGAGAAGGCUUUUAAAUUCAAGCACCACCUCAAGGAGCACUUGAGAAUACACAGCGGGGAGAAGCCCUUCCAGUGCAUCAACUGCCACAAGCGAUUCUCCCACUCGGGCUCCUACUCCUCGCACACGACGUCCAAGAAGUGUCUCGAGGGUAACGUCAAAAAAUCCAGGCAAAGCGCAGCCAAUGCGACAAGCGCUACUACCGAACGAAACGCCUCGACCGGCAAAAAAUCCCAGCAGCAGCAGCAGCAGCAUCAGCAACAACAUCAACAACAACAGCAAUCCCAACCUCAGCCACAGAGACAGCAGCCGCCACAGUCGUUGCAGGUACGACGAGAAGCCGAGCUCCUCGCGGCCAACAACAACACCACUUUCAUGCCCAUUCUGCCGAAACUGUCGCCGUCGGAUUAUCGAGAGAUACAGCGCGAAGCUGCUGUAGCAGGCAUGUACGACGUGCCCACGCUACUACCUCACAUGAUGAACUUCGGCAGCUACUUCUUGCAGUCCUCUUUAGGCAAGAUUCUCAGCCAGCUACACGCCAAGCAGCAAGAGCAGCUCAGCCACACGCAACAGCAGCAGCUCAGUCAACUUCACUAUCAGCAUCGCCAGCAUCAGCAUCACCACCAACAGCGCAAUCAUCGGAUGGACGAGGCGAGCAGUGAGCACUGCGAUGCGCUAAGCCAGCAGAGCGAAGCGGCCCUCAGCCCUUCGACCACCCUGAUCGACUCCGAGGGCACUAUCACCGAAGGCACCGAAGGCGGCAACGAGUCGCCCAUCUCACCACCUCCUCCGCCUCCGCCUCUACCUCCGCCUCCGCUUCUCCAGAUCCACCGGCCCGAUCAGCCCCAGGAUUUAGACGCCGUACGUCGGAUUCUCGAGACCGUCAACACCUCUGUCACCAAGCAGCUGCUGGAAGCCAACGUGAGAAAGCUCGCCAGCUCGCCCUCGAUGACGAUCAAACGCGAGAAAGACGAAGACCAGGAUAGCGAGGUGUCAAGUGAAAUGGUCGGCCAGUGGUCGGCCACCGAGCAUACGGACUCGCAGUCCGAAGGUCUAGUUGCGAAGCUGGAAGAGGCUCGUCACCGCAAUGGCUCACCCUCGCUGCGACAAUCGCUCAAGCGCAAGCGUGAAAACGGAUUGUCGACCCACACUUCCGAGGUCGACAGCGAGGAAGAAGAGCAGCACCAGCAUCAGGUCGGCACGGGGCGACGCGUUAGAGCUAGGUCUCUCAUCGACGACGACCAGCUGGCCGUGCUCAAGAGCUACUACGCCAUCAACCCUCGACCAAAAAAGGAGGAAAUCACCAUGAUCGCAAACUACAUCAACUUCCCCACGCGAGUUGUGCAGGUUUGGUUCCAAAAUUCUCGUGCGAGAGAUCGACGCGAGGCUAAAAUUCCAGCUCUCUUGCCCUUGUCGAGUCUUGGCAACCACGUCUUCAAUGAUCAGCCUCUCGAUCUUUCGAAAAAGGAUGUGAUCAAAACACCUCCGAUGAAGGAUGUUCACGAGAUUACUACUAGAAAUGCUGUUUCGCCGUAUGCUUCCAAGGAGGACGCAAUCACGCCAAAAGUGCUAGCAAACAAUAAUAUAGAAACGGAGGACGCUGAAGAAUCGCGCCUUGUGAUCGACGAAGGGAUGGCUGACUCGGCUGAAAUAAAGCACUCGACCAUGCCUGUUGAGGUCAUUAUAAAGUCUCCGUCUCCAAUCAUUCCAACGAAAAAUGAAGAAAUAAGAAUCGCGGAUUCUACUCCACACACAGGAACGGAACAAGAAGGCCUACACUUUUGUAAUCAAUGUGAUAAAACUUUCUCCAAACACAGUUCUCUUGCGAGACAUAAAUACGAACAUUCCGGUCAAAGGCCGUACAAAUGUCAAGAGUGUCCAAGAGCAUUUAAACAUAAGCAUCACUUGACGGAACACAAACGACUUCACAGUGGUGAGAAGCCUUUCCAGUGCUCCAAGUGCCUCAAGCGCUUCUCUCACUCUGGCUCCUACAGCCAGCACAUGAACCAUCGUUUUUCGUAUUGCAAGCCUUACAGAGAAUAAAUGACAAAUAAUUCUCGUAAAUUACUUGCCAAGCAAGUCAUUCAAAAUGAAAUCCAGUGAGAAGUAUAUAACAUCAUCCUCUGAUACAAGUAAUAGAAAGACAAAUAUAAAUUUAUUAUUAUAUUAUAUAUGUACGUUAUGUAGAUUUAUAAAAGCUCGAGCAAAACGAAGAAAAACUAACGAUCUAUUGUCGGUAAAGCUUCUCUCCGAAGUGUUGCUUUACCGUCAGCCAAUGUUCUCGAUUGAAUUAUCAGAUAUAUUAUUGAUAAACGAGAAUAGAUAGAUAGGUCAAAGUAAACGAAAGAAGAGAAAUAAAAUAUGACUUAGAGUAACCAAAAGACGUAACGGUACCAAAAAGCAUCAUGCAAUAAUCUAUUAUAUACAUGCGAUAUAUAGCAUACAUAAUAUUUUAUUAUUUUUAUUAACAAGAUAUUAUAUGUACCAUGACAAUAAUAAGGAAACUAAUUGAUGUACAAAUUGUUAGAUGACUAGAGGAGUCCACUAACGGAGGAAUUGGUAGGGUGGGGGUGUGAGUUUAUUCGCUUUUUCGGUUCUAAAAGUUGCAGAAGUUUAUAAAGAUAUGAUAAUAUGCGAGCAUUGUGUACAUAGAAUAUUGCGAAAAGCGUCUACAUUAUGACAAACUAUUUAGAUUGUAAGCACUAAGAAGUAUAACUAAGGGAAAACUUUCAUUUUAAGUUUACGCUAAGUAACUUUUUUACUGUAUCUAUUAUUUUAUUAGCUUAUAUCAACGUUUUUUGAUGUUUUUUAAAAUGUAUUAUAAGGUCGUGUUUUUUUCUCCGUUUUACGAUAAUUGCAAUCAAUACAUGUAGCUCGUUUCCGUUUGUAUAUGAUGCACUCGUUAAAGUUUUACGUACUGCUAUUUUAAGUGACAUUUUUUUUCGGCAAUGAAAACAAAAAUCCGAUUUUUUAUCAAUGUUAAUUUUACUCUUAAAUAUAAAUUUUUUUUUUGUUCAUUUGAAACAUUAUAAAGAAAUCGUUCAAUGAGUGCUCAUUCCACAAGUAAUUUUUAGAAAAAUGAAAGAUGCUCAAGACAAAAAACUCCAAUGCCAAAUAAAUCUAGUAAAGGGCAAUAUUGCGGUUUAAAUAUACUAAGUCAUAGUGCUUAAUGUUAAGGUCGCUUUGCCGAAUGCGUGAUAAAUUUUGGUUUUCAUCGUAUCCAGUUACAAUAAUGAUUAUCAAACGUGUUUCUAAAAAAUUUCUGAUACGAGUGAUCAAUUUUUCUUCUUAAUGUCUAUUUAUCGUUUGUACUGGUGGUUUGUAAAAGUUACAGGUAACAAAUGAAAGUACAACGGAUUUUAUUCCAUAAAGAUUAUUUUAGGCACAUGAUAAAAUCUACUGAGCACAUGAACUUCAACUAAUUGUAACGUUCUUUACUCGCACGUUUUUAAAGCAAAAAAAUAAAUAACGAGAUUAAUUAUUUAGCGAUUACUUAAUAAUUUAUUCAUACACAGUAGUAGAAAUACGUUCAUGGCUUUUCCAUAAUGACCGUUACUAUUGUUUUUGAUACUGCUGUUCACGGUACUUAUCAAUUUUAUUCUAAAAAAAUAUACUGAAUUCCAAACGUUAUGACAAUAAUAAAGUGAUGAAUGUGAAAAAUAUUUAUUCCAGUGCCAAAUUUUGACAUUUGUAAGGGAUGAAAUAUAUGUUAAUCGGCAAAGUGGCAUAAAUCUAAUGGAAGGUAUGCAAAGUGAUAAUGUUGAAAGAAUGCUGGUAAAAAAACAAUGCGAAUUCCAGGGCCUUGUGGAUAAGUGAAAAAUACUAAAUGCGAGCAUGAUUAACAACAAAUUUAAGUGUAACUAACUUUAUAUAUGUACUUAUAUUUUUAUAACUUUAAUGCAUUUGGGAAUGAUUUCUAUUUCAAAUCACAUUCCAUUCUUAUUUUUAGAAUAAUAAUUAUGAAAAUGAUAAAAACUUUGGAAAUAGGAGAUAAUAACUUUUGCAGUAACGAUUUGUUUCCAACGUUGAAUAGUAUAUUUAUUUUUAUUCGUACUAUCAUUGCGCCAUAAUUAUUUGUAAAAGACAAUAAGCAAAUAAGAAAAAGUUUAUAAAAUUAAAAAUUUGCAUUGAUUUUUUUGCAUUGCUGCUCGCAAAGUAUAUUGUUUCAUUGUAAUCCCCGAGGUUCAGCGAAUUUUCCAAAGAUCUGUAUGUAUAUAAAGUGAAAUGCUUUCAAAUAUUCUAUUGUAUGGAAAUAAGUCAGUAGAAAUGAUUAUAUGCCAAUUUAUACAACUUUCAUUUAAUUACAAAUACUUUAGAUAAGAAAACUAUGGAAAAAUCUACACAAAACAUUGAAUACUCAAAAACAUAUUUUAUAAGAGUUUAUUCGUUUUUUAUUUUACACGUACCAUGGAUACUAAGUGAUAUUGUUAUUAAUAAAAUGAGUAGCAUGUGCACGAUAAUAUAUUCAGGAAGAAAAUGUAGUAUUAUCUUUGCGUGGAUGCAAAUGUUACAAACAGUUGAAUAUUCUUAAAUGAAAUACUGAUAAUUAAGGAUAACAUUUACCUAAGGGGAGACUAUAUAAAAUAGAUACAUACGUUAGUCAGAAAUUUCCAUAAGGGGUGGACAUUACAUAAUUGUUUGAAGACGACUAUUUCAUAGCAAUCGAUACGUAUUUUUAUAAAAAUAAAUUUGAUAUUUAUAUUAUACAUAAAUUGUACAUAAAAUAUUUUUGUCAGUAGCAAGAAACUUUAAUUGCAUAUAAUAUUUAUGCUCUAUUUUACUAAAAAAAAUCAUUCUCCUCGCACGACAAUAACAGAACUAACAAUGUUCAAUAUAACAAAACUAUUCUACUAUUAUGAUCAAAGUAAGCUCUAUCCAACUGUUAUCUGUACUAAAAAAAUCGGUAAUUGAAUAUACAAUAAAUAUAAAAAGGUUCAAUUAAUGCUUUCCAUUUGCUGAUGUUUAUUUUGCGAAAUAAGCGCUGUUAUUAGUCGUCAGUGAGACCUUUUCAAUGAUUAAUUUGUCCACUCCAAAGGGAACAUGUUCUGACAGAAAGGUUUCAAAUUUGUGUACUUCCUUAAGUAGAAGCUUCGGUUAUCCGGGAUAGGCAUCGUGUCCAACAUUGAUAUGCAAAAGUAAAAUCGACAUAAAUAUAAUAGAAAUAGCACGAAGUUAAUGACGCUCAUAAUACUCAUCUAUUAGUGUUAACACUUAAAAAUAUAUAUUUUUAUAUAAGUAUAGCUACUAAUUAUGAUAAAGUAACUACUACGAGAUGACAUACACUCAGAGAGUUGAUGUACUCUUAUCCAACCCCCACCCUUGAAAAAUUUACUGCGUAAUAGAAAUAAUUAGUCCCGAUUUUCUCCAAGUAGAUCCUACAGUAAACAAUCAUUAAUUAUUUACUGUGAUUGUAAUAAUUAUUGAUUAUUCACUGUAAUUGUAUUACAGUAGGUAAUCAACAAAUGUAUGAUGCAACAUUACUAUCACUGUAUUUUGAGAAUUUCUAACAAUUCUUUUAUUACUUUCUUCGUGCAUAUUUUUUCUGCGUUACGAUAUAGCAUUUAUUUGAAUUUACAAAUUUUCUACUUAAGAAUUUGUGAUACCAAAUUUUUGUCUCACAAAGUCUCGCCUGCAUUUUCGUAAUGUAUAAUGAAAAAUUUCGUGAUUCUAUUUGAAUAACGUUUAUUCAAUCGUUUUAGAUUGGCAUAUUCAAGCUCAAGACAUUUGAUCUUUCACGAAAUUCCUUUCAACUGCUUCCGGAUAAACGUGCAUACAUUUUAUGCAUGUAUAAAUUUGAAUUGAAAUAGACGACGAACUGGUUAACACAUACUAAAAUAUCGGUGAAACACAAAUGAAUUAUGAAAUUUUUCUAGUUGAUUUCAAGUUUAGACAGCUAGUAAUGAAUAAAUGAAUAAGCAAGUUGAAUCGAUUCAUUGAUGAAAAAGUAAGAGUAGUGCAUUCUUUGAUUCGAUGUAAGUUAAGCUUUUGCUCUUGCAUUUUUAAAAUAAUCACAUUGAAGAAUACAUACACGGAAUGCAGUACAUGUAAAAAAUAUUAGAUAUUAUUUCGUUUUUAAUCCUGUGCCAUUAAAAACUUUUAUAUUUUAAAUAAAAAGCUUUUGCAGUUGUUGAAAAUCAUAUUUGAAUUUGCAUUGUGCAAAUAAUAAAGAAGGUUACUCAUUUAUUUUCUGAUUUAAUUUAUUUUGAGUUUAACUCAGAUACGCUACGAUUAUUCUUUAAUUUAAAAUACUGACAAUAAUUCGAAAUCAUAGGCCUUGCUAGGUCUUGUAUUCGGAUUCUAUAACGCUUUCACAUUCCUUGACAUUCAUACUUUGUGGGUGCAAAAAACACGAGAUUGAUUUAUAUCACAAUAUUUCAGUAAAUAAAAGAAAUGCAAACAAUAUUUACUGUUCGGAGAACUGAAGAAGAGAUUGUUAAACGAUUGUUUAUGCAACGAUUAUAAUAAAGCGCCAUACGAUGCCUUCCGUGAACGACCGAGCUUGGCUAAUUGCCAAAAAUGUGUCACAUUGAAUUAGAGGGAAGUUUGGGGAAAAAGAAACAGAGACAAGAGAGAGAAAAGUAAAAUAAUUUUUGGCAUUUUCCGUGCUUCUGCGUUCAAUGCUUUGAUGAUGUUCACUUUCAUCGACUUUAAAAAUGAACGACUAAGACACUUCAAUGUAUGCAUUUACUGAUAUUUUUUAUGCAUUUACAGAAAAAAGUGAUUAUUGACAAUAAGUAAAGCUGACAGUAGAGUUGAAAAGUUCGAAAAUAUAACACUAAUGGAAUCAUCAUCAUUUAAAAAUCUCAGUAAAUACUUGUUUUUUAGAUGUGUGAUUGCAUUAUAUAUUAAAAAUAAUACUAAGCCUUUCAGUUUCAAAUGUAAACAUUAAUAAUGAACAAAAAAGUCGAAUAUUAUAGAUAAAUUUUUAAGAGUAUAUACAUUGUGAUUGUAAUAUCCAUGUUUCUAUGUAAGUAAAACAGCAACAAUGUGUCUUAUUUUAAUCUAAAAUAAAAGCUUUGCAAGUUAUAACUUCAUAUUGCUUGAGUCGGAAAAAGUGAAUGUUAUCAAAAUCAAAAUAUCGUUGAAAAUUUGAAAUCGUGCUAAUGAAUUGAUGGUUAAGCCAGUGAGCUUUUCGUGACUAUAAUACAUGGGUAUAACGUGUAUAUGAAAAAAUUGUACAUAUACAAUUUCAUUCUGCAGACAAUAAUUUGCCGUUUUACAAUUAAUUACUGUAUUAUGAUGCAUAGUAAUUGAAUAAAUAUAAAUAGACAAAAAUUAUAGUAUACCCCUAGGCCUAUAUAAAAUAUAAAUUUACGAAAUCGAUAAUAAGAAAAAAUAUAUAUAUAUACAUAUGAGAAAUAUAUUCUAUAUAUAAGUAAUUGCAGUCAACAGACGGUGUUUCAUGAACAACAAUGAUUCGAUAAUAUGCAUAAAUUAUAAACUUGAGAAUGAAAUU